GAGAGAAAGAGAAAGUAUGACAUCAGUGCACUGAAGGACAAAAACAUUCCGAGUCUUUCCUACAGAGGGCGCUGUUCCACUUCCACUCAGACUACGGAAUCUAUAUUGCCACAUAGUGGUGUUGGGGAAGGAAGGAAACCGAAAUUAUUGUGAAGCUUGAUUUAGUCGUCAUGAGUCUUUCGGCAGGUGCGAGGGGCAGGAUAUGACGUGUGCUGGGUGGGAGGAGUCAUGAGACUUCUGGAUGUGUUUGAUGUUCAGAGAGUGCGCUUAUGGAUAAUUAUAUCCGAUUAUUCCUCAAGAUUUGUGUACAGUCUGUUCUCUCUCUCUCUCUCUCUCUCUCUCUCUCUCUCUCUCUCUCUCUCUCUCUCUCUCUCUGUGUGUGUGUGUGUGUGUGUGUGUGUGUGUUAUUGCUGUACAAGGCAGUGGCGGAGGAUAUAUCCUUUAUUUUCCUUUUAAUUAUUGAAAUUAAUUAAAAAUAAAAUAAAAUUCAGGAUCAAUUCAGAAACAUGUCAGUCAUGUUCAGCUUUAUUAUUUAAAAUAAUUUAUUAAUUUUAAAGAACAGUUUGUGGAUAUGACACGUGAAUUUUCCAGAGGUUUAUACACAUUAAGUCACUUAAAUGUUCUAUUUAUUUAUUUAAUAUAUUUGUUUUAUGUAGUGCUGUGCAAUGGCGUAAUAUCCGUCACGUUUUAUUUGCAUAGAUAGACUGAUUAUUUUCACUUGUUUAAGUUGAUUGUAUAACAUGUUGCUUUAUUAAAUCAUAUUAUAUAUGUAUAAUGUAAAAUGACGUCAUAUGUAUUCUAUAAACGUAUAUAAGGCCGGUAUCAAGUGCAGGUGAACGUCUCUACGCUAACAUUCUUCCUACACUAGGUAGGGCACCUACACAGGGAGCAGGGAGAGAAGUAGCGCGUGAGUUUGGCUGGUGGGCGUGGCCUAAGGGGGGUCACACCUGCGAGCUGUUGGGGGUUUGCGCAUGCGGAGAGUGUAGUUUGCGGCGGCUCGCGCUCUCCGCAGUAUGAUGAGGAUGGGCAUGUACGGUACCGGCUGUACCGAUUCCUCACCUGUGCGCGUGAAAUAAAGGAUUAUAAUGCAGGUUAUGUCCAUAUAUUCACUCGCUCUACAAUGCUGACCUUUGACCUUUUAAGUUCUGACCCUGAAGCCGUGAAGAAGCAGCAGAGCAUUAUGGGUCGCAGCAGAUGGACAUACGGACAUGAGGAAGAACCGAUUCCUGAGGAGAAGAGCAGGACCAUACAGCUUGGAUGAAUGGUUUUAAAUCAUGCAUCAUAUCUUGUUUAUAUUCUAAAUAAAAACGCCUUCUUAUUCUGGACAGAAGUUAAAUUAUUAUUUUAUUUAGAUUUUUUUUAGAUUUAAAUCUUAUAAAUGGAAGAUCAUGUUUCAUUUAAUCACUUAGCUUACAAAAUCCAAUCACUCAGUGCUCCUUUAAACCCCGUCCACACACGGGCCAUUCGGGACUGGCUUGGGCUCUGACGCCCUCUGUGACCCCGUGACCUCGACCAUGGCCAGUGGGAAAGCAUCCAUUGGCCCAACAAAUGAGAGCCUCGUACCUGAACGUCCUUCCUCUCCAGAACCUUCUACAUCCUGUGUACCAGACCCCAAACACGAACAAAGAUCUCACCUGAACCUUUUAACUGAAGCUGCUCCAACUGCUCCUCCACCUCCACCCCUGCCUCCUCCACCUCCACCCGAGGCCCUGACCACACCCGCUCAUCCACACGGUUCGCGCAAGAAACGUCGUGUCCGUAGCUUCUACUGGAAACCCAUCCCAGAGGAGAAAGUCCGCGGCAAACCCAACAUUUGGACGCUGGCGGAUAGACAGCAGCACUACCAGAUUGACGUGAGGACCGUGGAAGAGCUGUUUGGCCAGCAGGAGGAGGUGCGCACGCAGAGCGCCAGCCGUAAUCCUCGAAUAGGAACAUGCAGAGGUUCCUUCAAGGAGAGCAAAGAUGAGAUCAGCAUUUUAGACUCAAAGAGAGGGAUGAACAUGGGUAUUUUCCUCAAACAGUUCAAGAAGUCUAAUCAGGCUGUAGUGGAAGACAUCCGGCUGGGGAACAGUACGCAGUUCCGACUGGAGCCUCUGAAAGAGCUGCUCAAACUGCUGCCUGAGGAAGAAGAGAUCAGAAAGUUGCGGGAAUUUAAAGGAGAUCCAACAAAGCUCAGCAUGGUGGAUUCUUUCAUGUUUUUGCUGAUCCAGGUACCAUGUUUUGACGUGCGAAUCGAGGCCAUGGUCCUGCAGGAGGAGUUCUCUCCAUCUUGUUCAGCAUUGAGUCGAGAGCUUAAUAUUGUACGCUUGGCCACGGAAGAGCUAAUGACAUGUGAAGAACUUCACGCCAUCCUGCACCUAGUCCUCCAAGCUGGAAACAUCAUGAACCAGGGAGGUUACGCAGGAAAUGCUGUGGGCUUCAAGCUCUCCUCACUCCUCUCACUAGCAGAUACCAAAGCCAACAAACCGGGCAUGAACCUGCUCCAUUUUGUGGCCUUGGAAGCACAGAAGAAAGAUGAGAAUCUGCUGAAGUUCCCAGAGAAGCUAACACAUGUACAAAGUGCUGCAAGGAUCUCGGUGGAAAACAUCGAAGCAGAAUUCUCCUCACUCAGUGUCAGGAUGCAGGCUCUUGAGGAGAAGAUUCAGGAUAAUGCUGAGCUGCUUCUGCAGUUGAAUCCAUUUGUGCAGAGUUCAACACAAACUCUUCAGGACCUGAAACAACGCAGGCUGGACCUGCGCAAGGAGGGCAAUGUUCUUAUUGAUUUCUUCUGUGAAGACAAAGACACGUUCAAACUCGACGAGUGCUUCAGGAUCUUCCAAGACUUCUGUCUCAAGUUUGAGAAAGCUGUGAAGGAUAAUCUAGAUAGGGAGUUGAAGGAAACUGCCAGGCAGCAGCGUCUCCGCGAGCUGGAAGAAAGGCGCGUUGCCUGGGCUGCUGCCAGCGGGGAUCAGAGCGGCAGUGGUAAUUUUGGCCGCAGCAGCAGUGAAAAUGAUGUGGACAUUCUCACCAAAGACGGCCUCCUAGACUUCUUGCUGCAUCCCCGACCUCACAGUCCCCACAGUCCACUGGAACGCUCUGCAAGCGCCCGCCGUUACCGCCACUCAACAACCGAGCGCAACCUCCGUGGCUACCUGGAGCUGUUUUCUGGGUCUCCUGUGGCUGACAUCACUAAAUUCAGCAGCCUUCCACGGUCAGGACGUCCUCACCAAAGAAGAACCAUAGCCUGGCUGACCACAGCAGAUGAUAACAGAGAGCUGGGGCCUCAAAAGAAACUCCAUCAUGAGAAGCUGGUAACUUCCCCAACGGCAGAGACUGAACCAAUCAGCCCCCUGGCUAGAUACUCAGUGUCGAGCUACACUAGGGAGAUUGAUGUUUACAGUAAUAAUAAUUAUGCAGCUGUUUCUGAAGGUAUACAUUCUUCUCAGCUAGGUCACAACAGGAACUGGAUGGAGAAACAUCAUGAUGUUGGACACAUGAAUGUUAGUGUAGAAAAACACACAUUGGUGUCUGGGCCUCAUGCCUUUGAGCUGUCAAAUCCUAAAGAUAAUAAUAAUAGCAGUUACACACCACUGGAUAACCAAGGAGAUCUUGCUGUGACAGAUGUAGAGAAGGAAAGAGACAUUCCAAAAACAACUUUUCUAGACACCCCUCCAUCUAGUAGGGGAUCUGAGGAAGCACCACAAUCAGGGCCAGUGUAUGACACUAAAAUAAUUUCUCAGAGAGAGGAGGAAGAGGAAAACAGCACUGUCUCCUCAACAACAUGUGACACACCUUUGCCUCUUGACCCCUUGUUGUCCAAUAAGAAAGCUAAUCCUUACAUUCUGGACUGCACUGAAACUGAUUGCUCUGUUAUAUUAGACUUCUCAGAACUAGAGAGUACCCCUAUUUUUAAAGAAGGGUCUCACCUUGACAUAAAACCACAGGACAACAACUUCCAAAACCUCCUUCAAGACCUUAGUUCGCUUUCUUCCAACUUUGAGUCUUUGUCCACCAAUGAUCCAUCUUUGUCAGUAUCUGCUGAUGAACCAUUUGAAGGGAAACCAGCAGAAGAGCACCCAAUUAUUCCAUCUGUUACCACAGAUGCGGCAGACGGCGACAGCGGUGACAUGGCAGAAGGUAGAAAGGUGGGUGAGAAAGCAGUGCAGAUAUGUAGUCCCAAACCAGCCAACCUGAAAACUAAGAUACCAUCUAAACCUGCUGCCACUCGAAGAGAACGUCCUGCAAGAACCCUUACGCCAACUGAGACCAGACAUUUGCGCAAAGUGGUACCAAUCACCAAGGCAAGUCGUUCUGGCAGCAAUGCUAAGAGAGUAGAGAAAUCUUUUGUGUAUAAGAACUCAGAACCAAGACGUCCACUGCGUGACCAGAGCAUGCCUGCAAGAAAGGGUGACAAGCAGGGUAGACCAGCUCGCCAUUCUAGCCUUCCUCCCGAGUCCAAGGCAGAAAGAGGUACAACCACGAGUGUUGCAGGCUCUCGGGUGGCUCAAGAUCCCACUCCACACAGGCCUUCCAUAAAGAAACCGACUGCCAAACCUGUCCGCAAUAUCCCCAGACCUCCAGUAGAAGAGAAAAUGUGUCGCUCUACCAUGAGAGCCUUGGCACAGGCUCAGGCUGUAUCUGAUGCUAGUGUUCCUCAAACACCAACCCAUGCCCGGAAGUCUGCCUCAGCUCUGCCAAGUUUUGCUCGCAACACUGUUGCUUUCUCUUCUAGAACCACAAAGGACUUGGCCACACAGCCUGUACCAGGGACUCCGUUAAAGAGCUCAACCUUAUCGAGAACUUCCUCGCUGAAGGUGCCUUCUGGAAGUAAGGCAAACUCUGUAUCUAGUGGACACUCUGCCCAGGGUGAACCAACUGGAUCUUUAAGGAGGGUUCAGAGUGUCCGGGCCUCUGGUCGAAUCACUUUACAGACGGACACACCCUCACCACAGACUGGGCAGGAGCAAUCCCGAAAGGGUAGCAGUUUUUCAGAGAAAUCCUUCCUGAUAAGAGACUCCACCAGUGGCAGGAUUCUCAAGCCCAUUUGGAAGUAGAAUAGAUGGACAAAAAGACAUUACGAUCUCACACACUUACAUUUUUUUUGUUCAUCAUCUAAGACUUAUCUGAAUGUAUCUAAAGCCUUUUACAUGUAGCUGAAGUUCUACGUAUUAAGCUAGUUUUCCAAAAGAGACUAGCUGCUGUCAAUAUUUGACAACCCAUUUUAGUGGUAGCACUUCAUCCAUAUAAGGAUGUUAUUGAUGGCCUUUUUAACAGCAGACAUUAAAUGUUGCAUCAUCUUA
Ictalurus punctatus (channel catfish) is the source of this 5279-nucleotide messenger RNA. RefSeq names its product FH2 domain containing 1 (gene fhdc1). Lineage: Eukaryota; Metazoa; Chordata; Actinopteri; Siluriformes; Ictaluridae. The coding region runs from base 1515 to 5033 and encodes 1172 amino acids. The transcript is spliced from 13 exons. The record is from RefSeq and is a predicted model, not a curated record.